UUAGUGUGUGAAUUGUGUGAAUAAAAGUCGAUAUUUUAAUUCAGCUAAAAAGUGAUAUGAAAAAUAUUUUUUAACGCUCUUCUCCAGUUAUUUUCGGCGUCCUAAGGUGUUGCUGGAGUACUGGCUGGUUAUUUUGAGUGAAAAUAUAUGCUUAAAGAAUGGAAUUAGAUACAAUAAUAAAUAAUAAUAAAUAUUUCAAUAAUGAUGAAUGAUAAAAAAAUUGAAGAUAAAAAAAAAUAUGUUUUUUUUACGGAUCCAGAUGUAGUUGCAAAACGUGCAGAAGCAGCUUCAGCAUCUACAUUAAAUAAUCGUUUUUUUUCCUCAAAUGAUAACAAACCAUUGACUAAAACUCAUGAAUGUCAGCUUCAACCACAUCCAUUUACAUUUAUAACAGCUGUAAAACGUAAACUUGCAAUUGCAGCUGAACAUGAACUCAACAAGCAACAACAACAACAUCAACAACAGCAGCAGCAACAACAACAUAUACCAGAUAAUAUUUCAACAUUAAAUAUUGAUAAAAUGGAUUUUAUAAAGCCACUUAAAGUUCCUGAUAUGAAAAUAUCACCAAAAAAUAUGGAUUAUUCACCAAGAUUAUCACAAAAAUCACAAAAAAUAUCAUUAGCACAUCGUAAACUUGAUUUUUCACAAUCAGAAGGUUCAUCAUUUAUAACAAGUGAUGAAAUUGAACAAUUAAAAACACCAGAUGUAUCAUUUACAUCAAGUAUUAAUAAAAAAAAAGAUCAUACAAGAGAUAAUAAUACAAAAGAAAAAGAAAAUCGUACAAAAAAAUUAAAAAAUGAUGAUACAAGUGAUAAUUUUAAAAGACGUUUAAUAAAACAUACAUCUAGAAAAGAUUAUGAUGAUAUACAAAAUAAAAUUAAAAAAAAUUUAUCUAAAGAUAAUGAUUUUAAUGAUUAUUUUGGUAAAAAAACAAAACAAAAAAUACUUGCAACAACAACAGCAUCAUCAUCAUCUUCAUCUUCACCAUCAUCAUCACCACCACCACCUUCAACAACAUCAGUAGCAGCAGCUACACUAGCAACAACAACAUCAACAACAGCAACAGCAAUGACAACUACAGCAGCAGCAACAACAACAACAUCAACAUCGACAACAACAACAAGUAAAAAAGAUGAUGAUAGAAAAUUAAAAUCAACAAGUUUACAUUCAAUAAAAUCACGUGAUAGAUCAUUAGAAUCAAGAAGUCGUUCAUACAGUUCUGAAUCAAUAUCAGAUAGAAAUUUUAAAACACGUAAUAAUGAACAAAUAAAUCAUAAAUAUAAUGAUGAUUUUACAAAACAACGUAUAUCAUCAAAAAAACAAUUUGAUACAAAAAAAAAUGAUAAAUCAAAUUUUAAAAAUUCAAAAAAUAAUGAUGAUUUAAAUGAUAGUUUAGAUUGUCGUAUUAAAGAUAUUGAUAAAUCACAACAAACUGGAUCAACAAAUUCAAUUGAUGAUAUAUUUAUGGAUCCAAGAAGAAUAUCAUUUAGAGAUGAUAGUUAUUCAACACAAGAUGAAUUUUAUAAUUUAACAACACCAGAUAUGAAUUUAUUAUAUCGUCCAAGAAAACGUAAAGAUACUAGAAUAAUACAAGAACAAUUACAAGAUGAUUUACAAAUUGGUACAAAUAAAAAAAAUAUAGAUGAUGAUAAAAAUAUAAAUUUACGUCAUCCAACAGCAUUGCAUAUGCAAUUUCAAGCUGAAUUACAUUUAUUUGAUAGUUAUAAUCAAUCAUUACAACAAGUUAUGGAUGUAGAAAAUUGUUUAUACAAUGUACAACAAGAAAAAUCACGUGAACUAACAGAUGAUAAAACAAAUGAAUUUAUAAAUCAAACAAAUGAAUUAAUUGAACCUAAAAAAAUAGCUAAAGAAGUACAAACACAAACAGCAAAUGACAUUGCAACACAAACAGAUAUAUGUAUUAAAAAAAAACAACAUCCAUCAAUAACAUAUUCACGUGGUGAUUUAAAUCAAUUAUCACUUGGUUCAAUUGAUGAAUAUGAUGAUUUUGAAAAUAUUGAUAAAUUAAAAAAAAUGAGAACAAUGUCAGAAAUAAGUUUACAUGAAACAACAUCAUCAAUUAAAACAGAAACUGGUACUGAAAUAAGUAUAUCAACACGUGAUGUAACAUGUUCAUUUAAUAAAUAUUUAGAUCUUGAAAUGGUACAAUUAAUGAAAGAUGAAGAACAAAUGUAUGAUAAAAUUGAAUUAUUAUUUAAAUCACGUGAAAAAACAUUAAAUGAUAGAACACGUAAAUUAGUUAAACUUGAAGAACAAAAAAAAGCAUUAAGAGAUACUGGACAAGAUUCAAGAAUAUCAUCUGUUAAAAAAAAACAACGUGCAUUAUUAUUAAAAUUACAACAAGAAAAAGAUGAAAUGAAUAGAUUAAAAGAAUUACAUAAACUUGCUAGUCAAGAAAGAAAAUUAAUGUUACAAAAACAAAGAAAUAUGUUUAAUCCAACAAUGUCAACUAAAAAUAUAUUAACAAAAUUAAAAAGAACUGCUGAUUGUCAAUCACCAAGAAGAUUAUCUGGUCCAAUGAAAGGUUAUGAUAUUAGAAGUAAUAGUUCAAUAAGUUCACUUGUUGAUUCUGAUAAAUCACAUAUUGAAAAAACAAAACAAUCAUUUAAUAAAAAUUUACAAGAUUCAACAAAUUCAUCACAAAUUGAUUCACCAAAAAAAUUUGAAGUUAGAAAAGGUAAAUUUGAAGAAAAAAUGCCAAAAGUUGAUUCAUUAAAAUUAAGAUGUCAUCAAUUUGAUAUUGAUGAUAAAAUUAAUCAAACAAAACAGGGUGAUAAUUUUAUUAAUAAUAAUAAUAAUAAUAGUAUUAAUAAUAAUAUUAAUAAUAAUAAUAAUGGUGAUUGUCAAGAACAAAAAUCUGAAUCUGAUACACUUGUUGAAGAUUUAACAAGAAAAAAAAUGAUUGAUGAUAAUGAUGAUAUGACAAAAAAAUCAAAAACAACACAAAUUAAAUUACAAAAUAUACCUGAAAAUAAUAAACAAAUAAAUAAAAGAAAAAAUUCAAAAAGUAUAAAAAAUAAAUCAAGUAUUAAUGUAUUAAGUGAAAAUAUAUUACGUCAAAAAACAAAUAUAUUAAAUAAUGAUGAUACAAUAAGAUCACAUAAACGUACAAAUAAUAAAAUUGAUAAAAAUGAUGAUGAAAAUUAUAAAUUAUCUAAAAAUUCAAUUUUAGAAGAAUUAGAUAUGAAUGAAAGUCAAAAUUCAAUUCAAACACUUGUUAAACAUUCCAAGGCAUUAAAAGAAAAAAAUUGUCGUUUAUUAAAAGAUAUUUCUAAUGAUGAUGAAGAUGUUAAAGAAAAUUAUUUAAAUGAUUCAAAAGAUAUUACUGGUGAAAUUGAUAAUGAUGAUGAUGAUGACGUGCAAAAUUUAGGUAAUAUAUCAACUAGAUCACAAGUUAGUACAUUGACUAUUUCGAGACAUAGUUCUGGUGAUUCAGAAAAAUCAUAUUCAAGAUCAGUUGUCAUCAGAUCACAGGAUCAUCGUUUCAAAGCUCCAAAAAAAUUUGAGCAAGAAGCUAAAGUUGUUGCUCGACAAAAUUGCGUUGAAGACUGGAUUGCUUGGCAUGCUCGACUGAAAGCUCGUGAGAAUAGAGUUGCCAGAAUGGAAGAGGCUACAUAUAAAUUGUUCAAUGCAUCUAAUCCUGCAUCUUACAAUGAUGUGACUGUUUCAUCAGAUGCAAGUGAAGUAGCUGGUAGAGUUGAGCUACUUUCUGAAGAAUUAGCUGAAAAAAAAGCAGUUUUAGUCAAGUUAUCUAAAAAACAAACAAAACAAAAACUCAAAGCAUUAGAAGCUGAUCUUUUAAAUAAAAUAAAGAAAUAUGAUACAACAAUUAAUGAAAUGCAGAAAAAAAUUGAAACAAAUCGUGUUGUAUCGAAAAAAAGUGGUAAAUUAGCAAUUGAAGCAAAAGCACUUGCUGAUGUUAAAGUACCAGAAAUACCAAUAAAACGUAUACAAGAAUUAUAUAAAAAUAAUGAUUUAUUACGUUCACGUUCAGAAUCAGAUUUACUUGUUAAUUAUACAAAUCCAAAAACACAAACAACAGAUAAAACUAAAAAACCAUCGAUUCGUAGUAUUGAAUCUAUUUUAUCUGAAAGAAAGAAUAUUUCACAAAUUAAAUCUUCAUCGAAUAUUGAUGAUGAAUCAAAAAAUACAAAAAAAUAUACAGACAAUACAAUGACAACGACAACAAAAACAAAAACAAGAUUAACUGAUGAAUUAAAAAAUAGCAAAUCAUUAACAAAUAAAAUUGAUUAUGGACAUAUAAAUAACAAUGAAAGCUUAGAUGAUCCAAUAAGUACAUUAAAAAAUGAUCUCAAAACAUUGAGUGAAAUAAUGUCAAAUUUUAGUAAAAAAUCAGAUGAAAAAUUACGUUCAGUAAUAUUAACAUCUGUACAUGAAGAAACACCAAAAAGUACAUCAAGAGAUAUAACUGAUGAUCUUUUAAAAUCAUCACAAACAACAAGUACAAUAGAGCCAGAAUCAAUACCUGAAAUUUUAACUUAUAAUAGUAAUAAUAAAAAAUCAACUGACACAACAUCAUCAUUAAUAUUACAAAAUAAUAUUGAUAAUAAUGAUACAAAUGAUGUUUUAUCUAUAAAUUUAAAUAAGGAUAAUGAUACAUCAUCAGAAAUAACAAGUGUUGAUGUAACUGAAGUUAUAUCUAGUAUAAUACCAAGUCAAGAAUGUACAAAAAUAAGUGAAGAAAUUGAUUUUACAGCUCGUAGUAAAGCAAUGCUAAGUGAAAUUGAAAAAUCAAUAAUAUUAGAUAAAUCAUUAGUUAAUAAUGGUGGUAAAAAUUUAGAAUUAAGUGGAGCAAAAUUAGAAAAAAGUAUGGAUGAUUUACAUAAAGAAAAUGAAGCAUUAUCAUCAGAUUUUAAUAUUAUUGAAGGUGAUAUACAAUCAAUAUCAGAAAUAAUAUCAAAAAUGAGUGAAAAUAAUCAAAGUUUAAGUGAUUAUAAAUGUCAUCAAUCAAAUAAACAGUCUUUAAUAGAAAAUAUUAAUUCAUUUAUCGAAGAUGAAUCAAAUAAUCAUGAAAUAAUUAGUGAAAAAGAUGUAAAUAUUAGUCAUGAUAGUCAAGAUAAUUUAUCUGUUGAUAAACAAAGUGAAACAAUGACAAGUAUUGAUAAUAAUUAUGAUAAUGAUGAAGUAGAAAUUGAAGAAGAAAUUGAAGAAGAAAUUGAAGCAUCAGAAAUUAAUGAGGCAGGUAAUGAAAGUUCACUUGAAAGUACAAAAAUAUCACAUCAUGAAAAUUCAUCAAAAAUUCAUGAAAAUAGUAAAAAUGAAAGUGAUUGGACAAUAUCUGAUUCAUUUGAAAUACAACAAGAUCAUUCAAAUAUUAUAAAUAAUUCAAAUGAACAACAAAUUGAAUUAAAUUUUGAUAAUAAUAAUAAAUUAAUUAAAAAUAUUAAUAAUUCAUUUAAUUAUCAAAAUUUUGAUAAUGAUAUUGAUGCAUCUUAUUUUGUGCCAAAUUGUGAAUCAACAAAUAUUGGUAAUACAAUGUUAAAUGAUCAAGAGACUGAUUUGAGUAUAAUGAUACAACAAAAUACAUCGCAAACAGAUGAAUUGGAUGAUAUAUUAGAAAUUAUUGAAAAUGAUUGUAAAAAAAUGGAAUUAAAAAAUAGAGAAAAAAUAAUAACUAAUAUUGAUAAUGUACCUGGUGAAUUACAGCUAGAAAUAAAAAAUAAUAUUGGUGUACCAGUUUAUUCACCAGAACUUAGCUUGACAACUGAUGUUGAACCUGCCUUGAAAAAAUUGACUGAAGUUUUACGUAGUGUUGAAAGAAAUAUUGAAAAAAGAACACAAUCAAUUGAAACAGAAAAACAAGGUGAUAUACAAGAUCCAGUUGGUAGUGAAAGUACUGAAAAUGAUAUAGAACAAAUAACAAGUAAAUCAACAGAUACUAAUAAUCAAUGUAAAAAUAAAAAAGUAUCAUUUUCAGAUAAAAUUAUAUUGGAAAUUGAUUUUAAAGAUAAAACAUUAGUUGAAACAAAUAUUGAUGAAAAAAUUGAAAUUAAUAGACAUCUUGAUGAAGCAUUAGAUCGUUUAAGUGUCAGUGAAGAUAAUGAUUGUCAUCAUGAAAAUUUAAAUGAUAGUAAUGAUACAUUUAUAACAAAUGAUUGUAAUGAAAAUGAUGUUAUUUUUAAAAAACCAAUUAAUAAAAUUCAAGAAAUUCUUCGAGAUCCUGAAUAUGAGGAUAUAUCUGAAGAGAGUAUGGAAGUUAGUGAGAUACUUGAUAGAUCAAUUAGUUCAAGUUCUCAUAAAUCAUCAAAAAUACCAGAUAAAUAUGAAAAAAUUGUUAGAACAGAUGAUGUUCUUCGUAUACUUGAUGAAAUAUCACAAAAAAAAGAUAAUAAUUUAUCUUGUAUUCCUCAGGAUUUAUCAAAAAUACCAUCAUUAUCAUAUGAAAAUAAUCAAACAACAAUUGAAAAUAUUGACGAAACAAAAAGUAUAAAUGAUUAUAUUAUAAAUGAAACUGAAAAAAUUGAUAAAAUUGAUGAUAAAAGUUUUGAAAAUUUACGUAAUAUUGAAGAUACAACUGAUGAUUCAAGUGAAGAACAAGAAACACCACGAGAAAUAUCUGAAAUAAAUAUGGAUUCACCAAGAGAUCAAAAUUCAUCACGACUUGAUAUUGAAACAUUGGAUGAUGAUUUAUUAACUCCAAUAUCACCAGAAAAUACAAAUAAUAAAUUAGAAUAUCAUACUGCUCGUCCACAAACAGAAAGUGAAAAAGAUAUUGAAAAUAUGAUUGAUAAACUUCGUGCUUCAUUAAAUACACCUGGUCUUGAUGUUGCUAUUAUUGAUGCAAGAUUAUUACGUAUUGAAGAAUUACAAAUUGAAUUACAAAUUAAAAAAUUAGAAGCUGAAGAAGUAUCAUAUUAUUUACGUGAAAUACCAAAUAAACCACCACCACCAUAUACACCACCAGGUGGACCAAAAACAUCAUCAAGAUUAAAAAAUUUACCAUCAACAGUUAUUCCAAAUAAUAUUGAUGAAUUAACAAAUUUUACUGAAAAAGCAACAAUGUUUAUUUAUCAUGAAAAAAAAUGUGGUAAUGAUAUAUUAAUGCUUGAUGCACCAGAAGAAAUAUGUGAAACAACAACAACAAAUAAUAAUACAUCAAAUACAGAUGAUAAAAUUAUUGAUAAAAAUAUAAAAGAUGAUAAAAAAAUAUAUAAUACAUUUUUAUUUGAUUUAUGUAAAGAAACUGUUGCUGAUAUUUAUCAAUCAGAAUAUGAAAAACCAGGACCAAGUUGGACAAAACCAAAUUAUAAAACAAAAACAAUUAUUAAAUUACCAAAAAAUAUUGAUGAAUUAAAUGAACAUGUUUGUAAAGAAGUUGCAACAUUAUUUGGUUUUAAAACAAAAAUGCAACGUGAAAAUAUGGUUAUGAGAUGGAGUAGAAAAAAAGGUGAUAGAGUUGAUGAAUUAUUAGCUAGAGAAGCACAAGCUGAAGAAGAUGAAUGGACUAAAUUUCAUCAUGAUGAACUUGCUGUUAAAAAUGAAUUAACAAUUGCUAUUUUUAAUACCUUAAUUAUGGAAACAACAAGUGUUGUUAAAGCAGCAUAUGCAAAAAAAAGAAAAGUUAUUGUUUAAUUAUUUUAUUUUUUUACUUUAC
Aphidius gifuensis is the source of this 7636-nucleotide messenger RNA. RefSeq lists its product as uncharacterized. The record is from RefSeq and is a predicted model, not a curated record. Gene Ontology annotation, molecular function: microtubule binding. Gene Ontology annotation, cellular component: centrosome. Bases 202 to 7614 code for a protein of 2470 amino acids. The transcript is spliced from 6 exons. Gene Ontology annotation, biological process: microtubule anchoring. NCBI's taxonomy places the organism in Eukaryota, Metazoa, Arthropoda, Insecta, Hymenoptera, Braconidae.